CAUGAAUAUGACACUUUAAAGCUACCACCAUCUUAUCUGUUGUGUUCUUCCCUUGUUCUGCUCCUCACUCCAACCUUGCUUUUGUUACUGAUAACACCAUUAGCCAUGCAUUCCUUAACAUGCAUGCCACUUUCUUCUUCUUCUUCUCACACCUUCCUAAAGCCAAACCACAACACUCUAUUGGGUACAACUUUGAGACCAUCACAACCUUUGAAAAAAACAGCAUCCUUUACUACCAGAGCUCUACUUUCAUCCACCAAGGAAUCUGUCUUGAAGGAUUUCCAAGAACGAAGAGCUCUCAAGAUUAUCUCAGGCUUGCAGAAUUUUAAUAAAGACAAUGUUGCCUCUGUUGUCACUGCUGCAGAUAAGGGGGGAGCAACUCACGUGGACAUAGCAUGUGACCCAGAGUUGGUGAAGCUAGCUAUCAGCUUAACUUCUUGUCCGGUUUGUGUUUCUUCUGUAGAUCCUGCGACAUUUCCAGCUGCUGUUGAAGCAGGAGCACUAAUGGUUGAGAUUGGAAACUAUGAUUCAUUCUAUGAGAAGGGAAUAGUUUUUACUCCAGAACAGAUUUUAGGUCUAACAAAGGAGACAAGGAGGAUACUUCCAUCUGUAGCGUUGUCUGUCACUGUUCCUCACACACUAAGCCUCCCUGAUCAGGUCAAGCUUGCAGAGUCACUGGAAAAAGAAGGUGUAGAUAUUAUUCAAACCGAGGGAGGAAAAUUUUCCAAUCCUACAAAGGCUGGUGUUCUGGGUUUGAUUGAGAAGGCAACACCAACUUUAGCAGCUGCAUAUUCUAUAUCACGAGCCGUUAAGAUCCCUGUCAUGUGUGCAUCUGGGCUGAGUGCUGUCACAGCACCUAUGGCUAUCACAGCUGGGGCUUCUGGUGUGGGUGUGGGCUCUGCAGUUAAUAAACUAAAUGAUGUGGUUGCAAUGAUUGCUGAGGUUAGAAGCAUUGCUAAUUCAUUGCAGACAUCCUUUCAGAUAUGUACUACACAUGAAGUGGAAACUCAAAGACAAUAGCUUUAUACAUGGGAUUACGUUGCAAGAAAAAACAGCUGAGGGUAGUGAAUAAAACGUGUGAAAGAAAUUUUGGAUCCUUCCUUAAGAAUAAGAAUUGCAAGGAUCCAACUUUCUUCAUCCUUUCUAUUUCAAACUUGUUUUAAUUCUGAUUUUUGUGAAAAAAAAAAAUUAAAAGAAUUAAUGUGUCAUUUCUUUUGUUAAAUCCUCACUAAU
Messenger RNA from Gastrolobium bilobum, 1233 nucleotides. RefSeq lists its product as uncharacterized. The coding region runs from base 106 to 1020 and encodes 304 amino acids. The record is from RefSeq and is a predicted model, not a curated record. The transcript has 9 exons. NCBI's taxonomy places the organism in Eukaryota, Viridiplantae, Streptophyta, Magnoliopsida, Fabales, Fabaceae.